AUUACAGAGAUUCAAUUCUACAAGACCGACAACGAGAUGGCUGACCCAGCGCCGUCCAGCAGCGCCAUCCCUCCUCCGCCUGCAUCUACGCCUGCACCCUCUCCAGCUAUCAUGGAGUACCCAUUCGCAACCUCACCCGACAUCCUCCGCACGCAUCAGAAGGACGCCUACAUCACAGGGACCAUCUCGUCCCAAGCAUCCACGAUCGUGCGCGCCCUCCUCGGGGCCCGUUUCGCGCACAAAUACUCUGAAGCCACUACCCAGCUCUCUGAGCUCGUCUACCUCUGCAUAACCACACUCCUGGGGAAUAGGACCCUGGGCGAAGAGUACUGCGACGUGAUCCAAGUCGAGGACGACACACUGAGACUUGCGGGCCUGGGAAGAAGAGUCGGGUACAUCGCGAGCGUGGUGUUCGCGCCCUGGAUCCUGGGGAAAUCCCUCCCGGCGCUGAGGAGGAGGCUGAGGAGUAAACUCGAAUGGAACAUCGAAUAUGCAAAGCAGAAACACCACCGACACCCCCGUCCACCCAGGAGCCUCAAACUGCAAGAAUACAUCCUUAAGCACCUCGACACCCUGACCUCUCCUCAACCGAUCUACGCCAUCAGCCUGGCCGUCUUCUACUUCACCGGCGCGUACUACCACAUCGCCAAGCGGCUGUUUGGGCUGCGCUACGUGUUCACGAAACAGAUCAAACCGAACGAAGAGCGGGUCGGGUACGAAGUCCUGGGCGUGCUGCUCGUGCUGCAAAUGGCCGUGCAGUCGGCGCUGCACGUCCGCGAAACAUACAUGGACGCGACCGCCUCUACGACGAGUGGUCGGGCGACAGAAGCAGGGGUGCCAGCGCCCGGCACCGCCGCAAUGCUCGCCAACGGCAUCGAGAUCCCCAUCCCGUCCGGCCUCGAAGCCUCGUCGACGGGCCAACUGCUCUCCGCGGUCGCCGUGCCGUCCACCCUGCCACCGGGCCUGGCGACCAACACGGCGACCCCGAUCCUCGACUCGCCGCGCUAUGCGCUCGAGGACCACGACGAGACCAUGGCCUGGAUCCCCGCGGGCAACCAGCGGAAGUGCACCCUGUGCCUCGAGCCGUUCCGCGACCCCAGCGUGACCACCUGCGGGCACGUCUUUUGCUGGACAUGCGUGCAGGACUGGGUCAAGGAGAAGGCGGAGUGUCCCCUGUGCAGGCAGAGCGUGCUGAGCCAGAAGGUGCUGCCGCUGCGAGGGUAGUUCUGGGUGUGUUCAUAGCAAGUCCGACGACGGAGACGAGAAGCAUGUAGAUUAAUCCCGAGACGGUCGACCGAAGGCCGACUUUGCAUCCACCGUUCAAUCCAUCCAUCCA
Cladophialophora immunda is the source of this 1336-nucleotide messenger RNA. RefSeq lists its product as uncharacterized. The transcript has a single exon. NCBI's taxonomy places the organism in Eukaryota, Fungi, Ascomycota, Eurotiomycetes, Chaetothyriales, Herpotrichiellaceae. Gene Ontology annotation, molecular function: zinc ion binding. The coding region runs from base 37 to 1224 and encodes 395 amino acids. Gene Ontology annotation, biological process: protein import into peroxisome matrix. The record is from RefSeq and is a predicted model, not a curated record. Gene Ontology annotation, cellular component: peroxisomal membrane.